This is a messenger RNA of Plasmodium berghei ANKA, 3111 nucleotides long. RefSeq names its product conserved Plasmodium protein, unknown function. The record is from RefSeq and is a predicted model, not a curated record. NCBI's taxonomy places the organism in Eukaryota, Apicomplexa, Aconoidasida, Haemosporida, Plasmodiidae. The transcript is spliced from 6 exons. Bases 1 to 3111 code for a protein of 1036 amino acids.
AUGAUCAAACAAUUAACCAAGGAACAUUAUUCAUAUAUUUCGGGAUCUCGAAAAAAAACGCUAAUGGUGGAAAAGGACAUAAAAACAAGAACCACAUUCCUUAUAAAAGAAAAUCUCAAACAUAUUUUUGUGUUAGACAAUGUAGAUGCAACAGUAGGUUUAUCACUAAUGAAUGUUACUAUAUUUUUACUUGGGGGGUUAACAAAUAAUACAAUAAAUGUUUGUAUUUCAACAUAUUUACAAGGAAUGAUAUUUAUUUUAAGUUUAUUAUGUUAUAUUAUUCAAACAAAUUUCCAAAAAAGUAUUGUAGCUGAUAUAUUUUUUGUUAUUCUUUUAUUCGUAUCCUGCAUUUUACCUUUUUUAUCAAUAAAAUUAAAUGGCGGUUUUAAUAGUAUUAUAUUUUUUCCUAUAUGUAUAAUGCUUUUAUUUUCAAAAUACCAUUUAAGAAAUUUAUUUUUGUUAGAACUUGGAUUGAUAUUAAAAAUUUUAAUAUUAGUUAUGGCCAUAAGUAUUAAUGAAAUAAAUAUAUAUAUAGUCUUACUAUUAUUAUCUUCUUUCUUUUUUAGUAUUAUAUUUUAUCGAUAUUUAUAUUUUUUUUCAAAAACUGUUUCCAUUAGUUUUUCUACACCAAAAAAAUUAAUGAUGAUUUUUCCAUACAUUAAUGAAUAUCAAGAAAUAUGCUUACUUAAGCUAGCUGAUAUAAUAAUAGACAUAAAUAACUAUAUGAAUAUAAAAUUAAAUAUGUUUUGUCAUGAUAUUCCACAAAUUAAUCUAACAGAACAAAAAAAAAAUUAUGAAAAUUUACAAGUAAAUAUUAGCAGAAUAAUAAAUAAAUUCUAUACUUUAAAAAAUCAAAAAAUAUUUUUAAAUUUCCCUCCCUAUUAUUGUCUAAAAGCAUUAUAUUAUAAAAAAUUAAAUUUAAUGGCAUUAUAUAUCGAAAAAAAAAAAAAAAAAAUUAUAAAAUUAUAUUCAUAUUCUCAUAACACACAUUUGUAUUUCCUCUUAGAAUUAUCUAAAAAAAUGAACAACUCUUUUAUUUAUUAUGGCAUUCCAUGCAACCAAACUCCUCCACAUUUUCUAUUAAAUAAUGGGGAUACUAAAGAAUGCGAUCCAGUCGUGAAACUAGGCAAAGAAAAAGAAGAUAUAAUAAGAAAUGAAAAACCAAAAGAAGAUAUAAUAAGAAAGGGAAAACCAAAAGAAGAUAUAAUAAGAAAGGGAAAACCAAAAGAAGAUAUAAUAAGAAAGGAAAACACAUCCAAUGAAGUAAACAAAAAGAAUAAAAAAUCGAAAUCCAAGAAAAAAGAAAUAAAAAAAAUAAGAGAUAUUUUCCGGAAUAAUUUGUUUUAUUCUAAAAUAUGUUCUAAACAACUAGAAAACAAUUUCCCUAAAAAAAUAAUAAUUGAUCAUGUAGAAAAAAAAGCAGAAAUAAAUAAUUUAUUUACAAGUAAAAUUGGAGAUGGCUCCGAAGCAAAACUAAAGGUUGUGAAAAAAAAAGAGAGAAAAUCGAAAAGAGAUGAACCAAAAAGAGAUAAGACAAAAAAAGAUGAUAAAAAAGGAGAGCAAAGACGAAAACAUAAUCCCAAAAAAUAUGAAUCAACUCUCGAAUCGAGCGCUACUGAAAAUCUUAGAAUUAUAAGAUCGCAUGUUGUGAAUAAAAACAAAAUAACAAAAAUUAUAGAAAAAACGAAUAUAACAUCAAUUGAAAAAUAUAUAGAUACAGAAGAUGAACAAAUAAAAAAUAAAUUGAAUAAAAUUCGAAAAAAAAAAAAAAAAGAGAAAAGUAAAAAUCACACAAACCAAGAAAUAGAAAUCGAAUUAAAUACAACAUAUAAAAAUCUAAACCAUAAUAACACAAAAAAACACAAAAAAAAAUUUAUCGAACAAAAAAAACACGGACAUGAAAUAUACACAAAUGUAUCAAAUCAAGAAUUAUAUAAAAAAUCUAAUAUAGAAAAAAAUAAUACCUUAGAUAAAACUGAGGAUUAUAUAUAUGAUCGAUAUAUAACCAAAUGCAAUGAUAAAGCAAAUUAUAAAAUCUUACCCAAAUCUACAAAAAGUUUAGAACAAAAAGAAAAGAUGAUAAAACAUAGUUACAAAAUAAAUAAGAAUAAUAAAAAGAAAACGGACUUAAAUGAAAAAAAAUCAUAUUCAUUUUAUCCAAAUGAGGAUCAAUACAUAUCUAAUGAAAAAAUAAUUUUUAUAAAUUUAUCAUGUUUAUUUUAUGUAUUAAUUCAUAAAAUUAAGCAACUCUUAAAAUAUAUAGAAAAAAUUAAUUCAGUUGUUCAAGCAGUUGAUUUUAAGCAAGGAAUUUCCCCUAAACAAAAUUUUCUUUUGUCUUUUAUAGAUCAAAAAGUUGAACGCUAUUAUAUAUUAUGGUCUAACAUGUUUGAUUUAAUUUAUCAUAUUGAAAAUUAUAUUAUACAUAUUUUACUAAUACUUGUUUUUAAUUUUUCUUCCAUUUUUAUUCGAAUAGCUCCUAUACACCUAAGUCAUUCAUAUGUGUUGUUCAAGAUACCAAGCUUUAUAAUAUGUUUUGUCCUACGAUUUUUUGUAUCCCCAAUAAUUGCUAUUUUAAUCUUUAUGCCAAUUAUAAAGAUUAAAUCUGUAAAUCCUAAAAACGGUUUUAUUAUUAAAAUCACAUUUUUUAUUUUGGGAAUUUAUAUUAUGAUUUUAUCUGUGAUAGAUUAUAUAUGGACCAUUUUUUUAGUUCACAAAAAUUUUUGGAAUUUAGAACAACCCAUUCAAAUAGCUUUACUCAAUGCAUAUAAAUGGAGCCUAUUUUCCGAAUCUGAAUUUGUUUUUUUUGUUCCAGUUUUCUAUUUUUUAAUAAUGCAUAGACUCAAAAGUUUGUGGUAUUUAUAUAUAAUAUGGUUAUUUAUAAUAAAUAUAAUAUAUUGGAUUUUUGUUACUUCACCAUUAGUAGGAAUCAAAUUGAAUAUUUCUCUCAUGACUCUUAUUAUUAUGUGUGUUUUAUUUAUCAUUAGACCUUUCGAAAUCGUAAAAAGAGACCUAUUUUGCAGAUUUGUUUUACCCUAUAUUUUAUUUUUAGAUGAUAUUAUGCAUUUUGUUAACAAUGAAAAGGAACUUAAAUAUUUGUCCUACACAAAUUAG